Messenger RNA from Paramecium primaurelia, 1216 nucleotides. The record is from the annotation of a GenBank genome assembly. Lineage: Eukaryota; Ciliophora; Oligohymenophorea; Peniculida; Parameciidae.
AUGAUAAUUUAUAUAUUAUUUUAAUAAGUCUUAACUUUUGAUCUUCCUAAAGAUACAUACCCACUUAGAUAAAAUGAAUAAACUUUGAAAUACUACAUUAUAUUAGAUAAUAAGGAAUACGUUAUUGAUUUAAAUAAUGAGUUUAGUGUUACUGAUAUUAAUGGAGUCAAUCAAGAAUGCAAUAUAAAUUAUCAAUGCCAAUAUUGUGAUUAAUUCUGUCGUUAUACAUUUAUAGAUUAGUAAGAUUCAGAUUAGAAUGGAACUCUUUAAGAAUUAGUAUUAGAAAUUGAAAACAUUUAAGGAAAUAAAUAAAUUGAAGAAUUUAUAGCUCUACAUUCCAUUAAUACUAAUUAAAUUGGAUUUGGAAUGAGAAGACUAUGUACCGAUUUAAUUAUAUAAGACAGAAAAUCAUUAGAAUUUUACUUUUCCAUAAAAUACAUUUGUAUCAAAUGUGGUUUCAUUGUGCUUUUCAUCUCUUGGUUUUAUUCAUAAAUAAAAAUAAAAGAAUAUAAACAAUUCAAUAACAAUACCAUAUUUCUAACAUGAAAAUGUUUAUUCUUUUAAAUUGAAACAUAUAUAGUUAGGUUUCAAUUCAAAUAUAAAUAUAGAAAAUGUAAAUAUUUAAAUUGAUUCUCUAAAUCCAUUUACUUAAUUACCAAAAGAUGUUUUCAGGUAUGAAAAUAAUUAAAAUUAGUGAAAUUGCAAAUUAUUACAAGCAAUUUGGAUUUAGCAUUGUAAACUAAGGUUAUUUAAGUAUACAUGAAAACAAAUUUAUAAUAUCAGAUAUAUUAGCCAUUAAAAUAUAUAUAAAUUAAACCUUUUAUUUAGAGUAUUAGCCAUAUCAAUUUUUGUACUAUUCAGGAGAAUAUAUAUAACUCCCUUUUAAAUAAUCAAAGUAUUAAUUUUUAAACUAAUAUAUAGAAAAAAAUCUAUAAUAUUAGGUGUAACUUUUUUAAAUAAUGUAUACCUAACAAUCAAUUAAAAUGAACAGAGUUUUUCAUUUUCUUAGAUUGAUUGUUAAAGUUUUUUAGUACAAAAUUAAAAUACUUACCAUUUAUUAUCCAUUUUUAUAUUAUUAGGAGUUCUUUUAUUAUUUGCUAUUUUAUUUAAAUUAUGUAAAAAGGCAUAAGCAUAUAUAAAAAUAACUUAAGUCCAAGAAGUUGAAUUAUAAUCUUCAAGAGUUGAAAAGGAAAAAGAAGAAGAAUCAUAAAUAUGA